Molecule: messenger RNA, 570 nt
Organism: Gamsiella multidivaricata
Lineage: Eukaryota; Fungi; Mortierellomycota; Mortierellomycetes; Mortierellales; Mortierellaceae
Product: thioredoxin-like protein
Exons: 4
Coding region: 1-570 (189 amino acids)
Biological process (GO): cellular response to oxidative stress
Cellular component (GO): cytoplasm
Molecular function (GO): glutathione disulfide oxidoreductase activity
Source: RefSeq, a predicted model, not a curated record
AUGGAAUCCCUAUCAACGAAACCACAAAGAGUGCCGAUGUUCUCAGCAUUCUUGCGCUCACGAAGGAUUCGUGGGCUGAUAUUCCUGCUGGUCUCCUUGUUUGGACUCUACUACCUGUUCUUGAACACGACCAAGCACCUGGGCACGACAUCCACGCGUGUGGAGUUGAAUGGCGAGGGCGAGCCACUGGAUUUGACACAGGAUACACCUCAGCGUGGCGAUAGCGAUGCGGGACAGGAGACGCCGAUGGUGGUACUGGAGAAGCGGAUCCAGCAUUUGAUCGAUACGAAUCGGAUCAUGGUGUUCUCAAAGUCGUAUUGCCCGUACUCUGCGGCGGCGAAGAAACUGCUUUAUAGUUAUACACAGGAUAUCAAGGUGCUGGAAGUCGAUCUGGAAGACAACGAUGCGGAUAUUAAGAGAGUGUUGACAAAGAUUGCACGUGGACAUUCGACGUUCCCCUCGAUCUUCUUGAAGGGCGAGUCGAUUGGCGGACGGGAUAACUUGCAGGCGUUGGAGGAAAAGGGACAGCUCCGACCACGACUUGAAGCCCUGGGUGUGUCGCUCGUUUGA